AUGAACUAUCGUCCCAAUUUUGCAACCCACAACCUCCAGCCUGUAAACACAACUUUGGAUUCAAAGUCGAAAUUGAAUCAAAGACGUUCCAGUGGAUCUUCUAGUAGCAGUAGUAGCUCUUCCAGCAGCAGCACUAGUGGAAGUUCUGAAUCCUCUUCAUCGAGCUCAUCAUCAAGUUCAAGCGAUGAAAGUGAUGAUACACAUAUCAGACAAGUCUCAGAAAAUAGUACUGAAUUCUGGAAAGGACCGCAAGGACAGAAUUUGUCCACCACGAGGAAUGGCCCUGCAUUCGUUCGUAGCAGUUCAAAGCCUUUGAUGCCAAUUUGUAAAGUUUCAACUCUCAGUGAAUGUUCAGGCUCAGAUGACGAAGGUGCUAAGCAGUGCCUCCCAGACAACUGCAAAAAAGAUGAACUUCCUGAUAUGGAUGGUCUUCGCUUCGAUCUCUCCGAAUCAUCAUCGAAUGAAGAAGAUCAACCAAAGGAACAGUCGUCUCCUGCAUCAGUUGAGUAUUCUGUCCGUAACUCUAAUCCCCGUUCUGAUCGAUGCACAUCAGAGGGAUAUUACACGCCGCUCCAUGCUCCUACCCCAUCCAUCCCUGAUGACAUUCUGAGUACUGAGGAAAUUGACCCAGUUCCUGUGGACAGUAUGGAUGCAUUUGAUGCAAUGUUCCAGAAAGUCAACGAUACAAUUUUGGAACUGUGCAGAGGACGGAAAGAAGGAGGAGAUGACGAAGCUGAUGCUGAUCAACGCAAAUUCCAAUCUGCUGAUUGGAUCAAAAGCCAGCAGCAACCUCAACCGUUGAAUACGUCGAACCAGUGGCGGGAAAAUAAUUCCAAGCGUAAAAGAUCAGUUUCAGGUACCCCCGAAAGUAGUGGCAUCUUUUCAGCAGCAUGGGAUAGCGAAUCCCAUGAGGACAACUUCGAUAAGGAUGUAGUUCCUAGUUUACCAGCAAUGAAGCCAUCAAUCGAUGGCAAAUUCCGAGAAGAAAGUGAUUUUUUCAAGUUAACUGUUGACACCGAAGAUUCUGUAAAAUUGAAGGCAAUUAAGAAGAUUUUCUGGAAGAAAGCAAUUGAAGAAAAAUUCAAGGAUGUCGUGAAUGUAAUUGAGGGAGAGUGA
Hermetia illucens (black soldier fly) is the source of this 1116-nucleotide messenger RNA. RefSeq names its product suppressor protein SRP40-like. The transcript has a single exon. Bases 1 to 1116 code for a protein of 371 amino acids. The record is from RefSeq and is a predicted model, not a curated record. Lineage: Eukaryota; Metazoa; Arthropoda; Insecta; Diptera; Stratiomyidae.